AUGUCAAAUUCAAGAAGCGAAGAGUCAGUAACAGGAAAAAAAAAUUAUAUUUCAAAAUCUGAUAAUAAUUCAAUACAAGAAUCCCAAAUUAGAAUUCUUUCUGCUAAAGAAUUGCCAAAUAUAGCUACUAAACCUAAUGCAAUUAUCUUGAGUCAUCAAGUAUUAGAAGAAAUGCUAGAGAAAAAUGAGCAUGCAUCAAGUAUGUUUGAAAGUGUUUCUAAUUCAUGGAAGAAAACCGAUGAGUCUGUAUUGGCAUAUAACCGAAAUAAUAGUAAUAAUAGUUUGUAUCGGCCAAAUAUAAUUUCCGAAGCAUCGUUACAGAACAUUAACAAACUUAAAAAACCAAGAAAUGGUUAUAUGAUUUAUAUGAAUGAAGUUUAUGAAACUGUAAAAUCUCAACAUCCAGAAUUAAAAUUUGGUGAACUUUCUACAUUCAUUGGACGUCAGUGGAAAAGUUUAUCAAAAGAAAAACAACAGCCAUAUCAUGAUAGACAUGAAAAAGAAAAGAUUGCAUAUGACAAUGCAAAGGUUGCAAUGGGAACAUCUAAAUUGCAUAUUGUAGAGGAAAGUAUCGAUGAUAUAAUGGCAAAGAAAUCAGCUAUUUCUGCUUUCUCUAAUGCUUCUUUCGCUGCUUUUACCUCUUCCUCUCCAACUCCACCACCACUACAAUCAUUGCAAAUGCCACCACCACCACUCAAAUCACAAUUAUUGUCGAUAAUAUUCAACGAAAAUAAUGAUCAGUCUUCAUUAUCAAUGAGGACGUCUACUGCUCUUACAGCCACUACUAGUACAUCAUCAAUGGAAAUUGCUCAUUCAACAACAAAAAAUAAAUGGCAUCUUCCUAUUGAAGGAACUUUUACAUCACCGGGUGGUGAUCAAUCACCAACCUCAAAUAACCCGGAGGUCCCCCCAUCCAAAGUAAAAAAGCUGUAA
Entrophospora sp. SA101 is the source of this 933-nucleotide messenger RNA. Lineage: Eukaryota; Fungi; Glomeromycota; Glomeromycetes; Entrophosporales; Entrophosporaceae. The record is from the annotation of a GenBank genome assembly.